Durusdinium trenchii is the source of this 426-nucleotide messenger RNA. The record is from the annotation of a GenBank genome assembly. NCBI's taxonomy places the organism in Eukaryota, Dinophyceae, Suessiales, Symbiodiniaceae.
AUGUGUUGUCACGUGUUGUCACAUCAGGAAAUGACCUCAGACCUGGGACCUCGGUCACCUCCCCUGCCGGUCUCGGCCCUCGGUCUUCGGAUCCGGACGCAGUUCUUGGACUUCACUGCAGCACGUCGUCCGAAGAUGGCGGAAGUGGUGAAUUUGCUGCGCCCAGGCAACCGCAAGAUGCUUGCUCUUCCAAAGGAUGCUAGAACAAGCCGUGCCAGGUCAGCAACUCCGACUCUGGCAGGUCCCCACUGGGCUUUCGCGGCCGUCUUUGCACCUCGCAGUGCUCCCCGCUGCGCCGACCAAGCGGGCUCGUUGACAUUAGCCCUGGCCGUUUUGGACGGCAAAUCCAGUCGGCCACAAGGAGCCGUCCUACACGAAAUAGCUUUGGCAAGAGCACCGGUCUUCAAGGUCUUCAAGCCUCUGUAG